CCCCCUCUGCUGCGACGGGCCAAGGGCCGGGGCAAAGGCAGAGCAGCCCUGGCCAGCCUGUGCCCGUGCUCCUGGGAGGGGCCGUGCCCCGGCACAGGCCCGCCGGCGGGGCAGACCGGGGAUGCUGCCGUAGGGGAUGCCCAUGGUUCUCACCCUCCUCGUCUCCGCCUAUAAACUGUGCCAGUUCUUUGCCAUGUCCUCCUCGGAGCAGCUGUGUGUGCCUCAGGACGCGAGCCCGGCAGGCUGGUGGGCCAGGCUGGGGGGCGCCCGGGAGGUGUCCCCCGGGGUGAGCACGGACGUCCGGGCGGCUCUGGACCGCAUCCUGCCGGAGCUGCGCUUGGCCAUCUCCUCCCUGAAGCAAGCAGCCGGCCCCGCGGAGCUGCGAGGGGCCAUCGCCACCAUCUUCCAGCUGGUGGAGGAGGCCUGGGUGAUACCCACGGUGGGCAGGGAUGUGGCCAAGGCGCUGUGCGAUGUGAUCCGUCUGGAGCGGGGCCUGGACCUGCUGCUGAGCCUGCUCCACAGUGCCGAGCCGGAGACCAAGUGCCACGCCGGGAAGCUCCUGGAGCAGAUCCUGGUGGCGGAGAACAGGGACCGGAUUGCCCGGAUUGGCCUGGGUGUGAUCCUGAACCUGGCCAAAGAGCGAGACAGCCCGCAGCUGGCCCGCAGCGUCUCGGGCAUCCUGGAGCACAUGUUCAAGCAUACUGAGGACACGUGCAGCCAGCUGAUCUCAGAUGGCGGCCUGGACGCCAUCCUGUACUGGUGCCGUGGGACUGAUCCGAUUGUGCUGCGCCACUGCGCCAUGGCCCUGGCCAACUGUGCCAUGUACGGCGGGCAGGCCAACCAGCGGCUCAUGGUGGAGAGGAAGGCGGCCGAGUGGCUCUUCCCGCUGGCCUUCUCCAAGGCGGAUGAGCUGGUGCGCCUGCACGCCUGCCUGGCCAUCGCCGUGCUGGCCACCAACAAAGAGAUCGAGCGGGAGGUGGAGAGCUCGGGCACCCUAGCGCUGGUGGAGCCCUUCGUUGCCUCCCUGGACCCCGAGCAGUUUGCCCACGACCUGCUGGGCAGCAGCGACAACAGCCAGGGCCGUACGGCCAACGACCUGCAACGCCUGGUGCCACUGCUGGACAGCUCGCGGCUGGAGGCCCAGUGCAUCGCCGCCUUCUACCUCUGCACCGAGGCCGCCAUCAAGACCCGGCAGAAGACGACCCAGAUUUUCAACGAGAUUGGGGCUACCCAGAGUCUGAAGCGGCUUGUGUGCUACUCAACUGGCGGCACCGUCUCGGCACUGGCCAAGAAGGCACUGCGCACCAUGGGCGAGGAGGUGCCGUGCCGGAUCCUGCCCCUCGUCCCGAGCUGGAAGCCCCUCGAGGUGCAGACCUGGCUGCAGCAGAUUGGCUUCAACCAGUACUGCCAGCGCUUUCUGGAUCACCAGGUGGACGGAGACCUGCUGCUUAAGCUGACGGAGAUGGACCUGCAAGGGGACCUGGGGAUGGCUUCCAGCAUCACUCGCAAGAGAUUUUUCCGGGAGCUCGUGGAGCUGAAGACGUAUGCGAACUACUGCACCUGCGACCGCAGCAACCUGGCCGACUGGCUGGGCAAUGUGGACCCCAAGUUCCGCCAGUACACGUACAACCUGGUGACCUGCGGCAUCGACCGCAACUUCCUGCACCGCGUGACCGAGCAGCAGCUGCAGGAGGACUGCCAUAUCGACCUGGGCUUCCACCGCGUCCGCAUCCUUUGUGCCGCCAGGGAAAUGCUUCACUCCCCCCUGCCCUGCAGCGGCUGCAAAUCCACCUCCAACGGGCCUGAUGUCUUUAUCAGCUACCGGCGCAGCACAGGGUCGCAGCUAGCCAGCCUGCUGAAGGUCCACCUGCAGCUGCACGGCUUCAGCGCAUUCAUCGACGUGGAGAAGCUGGAAGCUGGGAAGUUCGAAGACAAGCUGAUCCAGAGCGUGAUGAAUGCCCGCAACUUUGUGCUGGUGCUCUCCCCGGGCUCGCUGGACAAGUGCAUGGGAGACCCUGAGUGCAAGGACUGGGUGCACAAGGAGAUUGUGACAGCACUGAACUGUGGGAAGAACAUCGUCCCCGUGACCGACCACUUUGAGUGGCCUGACCCACAGACACUCCCUGAGGACAUGAGGGCCGUGCUCAAAUUCAAUGGCAUCAAGUGGUCCCACGAGUACCAGGACGCCACGAUCGAGAAGAUCAUCCGCUUCCUCCAGGGCCGCUCAUCCCGGGACUCCUCCGCCGGCUCCGAGAACAGCCUGGAGUGCGUGCCACCCCUGGCGCAGACCUAGUGCUGCCCGAGCCACCACCACCAGUUUCCUGGAGGAGCCCUGGCUGCAGGGCCAGAUCUUCCCUCUAAACCUCCCAUUCUCCAGCGCUGCACAGCGCACCCCGCUCUCCUCCUGCACAGGACCCUGCCUGCUCCCUUGGCUUGCGGGACACUGCAAGAGAACAGGCACUUGGCUGGGGGCACCCCCACGCUGGCUCUGCAACACCAGUCCCGGCGUUCCCCGCCUGGUACAAAAGGAGCCAGCCUAGACUGCCAGUGGCCCAGCUGCUGUCCCAGGACAGGGCAGCCUCCUCCCCGCCUUCCUCGGCGCUGACCCACGCCCCCCGGCAUCCCACUCUGGAGGGUGCAGGCACUGCCCAGCUGAGGCUGCAGGGCCAAGAGAGGUGCCCAUGAAGGAAGGGGCUGGGGCGAAGCUGCAGGGAGGAAUCGCUAUGCUGUGCCUACAGACCACUGCCGGCAGGCUCCAUCACCCCGCAGCUCCAGCUCCCCAGCUGCUGCAGCCCCACGCCAGUGCCUCUGCCAGGCAUGGGGGGACGUCGCUGCCGCCGGCGGCUGAGCAGCACCGCAAGUGCCAACGGGAGGCGAGUGGCAGGCAAGGCGCAGCCGGUCCCCCAGCAGAACCCCCGCCCCGCUGCGGGCUCCCUCCUACCUCCUCGUGGCCUUGCACGCGGGAUAAGCUGUAUCUCCCCGUCGUGCCCUUCCCCUGCCAGUCCCCUAUAGCACCGAGAUCAGGUAGAGCCUUUCCCAGGGGCCUUU
Molecule: messenger RNA, 3048 nt
Organism: Gavialis gangeticus (Gharial)
Lineage: Eukaryota; Metazoa; Chordata; Crocodylia; Gavialidae
Gene: SARM1
Product: sterile alpha and TIR motif containing 1
Exons: 9
Coding region: 137-2293 (718 amino acids)
Biological process (GO): signal transduction; negative regulation of MyD88-independent toll-like receptor signaling pathway; response to axon injury
Cellular component (GO): dendrite
Molecular function (GO): signaling adaptor activity; NAD+ nucleosidase activity; protein binding
Source: RefSeq, a predicted model, not a curated record